Messenger RNA from Porites lobata, 3127 nucleotides. NCBI's taxonomy places the organism in Eukaryota, Metazoa, Cnidaria, Anthozoa, Scleractinia, Poritidae. The record is from the annotation of a GenBank genome assembly.
GAAAAAAAAGAAGAAGGUAACACAGCCUUAAGGUUAUCAAAACUGUACCUCCAAAAAAGUGAAUACCAGGAAGCACAAGCAGUCCUCAAAAUUGCACUCUGCGUUUACAAAGAAAUCAAAGACAAAGCCGGAGAAGGGUCAUGCUACGGAAACCUAGGAACUGUGUUUCAAUCUGUCGGAGAAUAUUCCAAGGCUGAAGAAUAUCUUCAUAAAGCACUUACCAUCAUCACAGAAACUGGGAACAGAAAGGAAGAAGCGACAUGCUACGCGAACCUAGGAGCUGUGUUUCAAUCUGUCGGAGAAUAUGCCAAGGCUGAAGAAUAUCUUCAUAAAGCACUUACCAUAAACACAGAAAUUGGCGACAAACACGGAGAAGCGUUUUGCUACGCAAACGUAGGAGCUGUGUUUCUUUCUGUCGGAGAAUAUGCCAAGGCUGAAGAAUAUCUUCAUAAAGCACUUACCAUCAUGACAGAAAUUGGCGACAAAGACGGAGAAGCGUCAUGCUACACAAACCUAGGAGCUGUAUUUCAAUUUGUCGGAGAAUAUGCCAAGGCUGAAGAAUAUCUUCAUAAAGCACUUACCAUCAUCACAGAAACUGGGAACAGAAAGGAAGAAGCGACAUGCUACGCGAACCUAGGAGCUGUGUUUCAAUAUGUCGGAGAAUAUGCCAAGGCUGAAGAAUAUCUUCAUAAAGCACUUACCAUCAAGACAGAAAUUGGCGACAAACACGGAGAAGCGUUGUGCUACAUGAACCUAGGAGCUGUGUUUCAAUCUGUCGGAAAGUAUGCCAAGGCUGAAGAAUAUCUUCAUAAAGCACUUACCAUCAUCACAAAAAUUGGGGACAGAAACGGAGAAGCGGCAUGCUACAUAAUCCUAGGAAAUGUGUUUCAAGCUGUCGCAGAAUAUGCUAAGGCUGAAGAAUAUCUUCAUAAAUCACUUACCAUCAGCACAGAAACUGGCCAAAAAGACAAGAAGCGUCAUGCUACGGAAGCCUAGGACAUGUGUUGAGAUGUGUCGGAGAAUAUGCCAAGGCUGAAGAAUAUCAUCAUAAAGCACUUACCAUCAACACAGAAAUUGGCCACAAAUACGGAGAAGCGUCAUGCUACAUGAGCCUAGGAUGUGUGUUUCAAUCUGUCGGAGAAGAUGCCAAGGCUGAAGAAUAUCUUCAUAAAGCACUUACCAUCAACACAGAAACUGGCGACAAACACGGAGAAGCGUCAUGCUACAUGAACCUAGGAACUAUGUUUGCAGGUGUUCAAGAAUAUGCCAAGGCUGAAGAAUAUCUUCAUAAAGCACUUACCGCCAACAAAGAAAUUGGCAGCAGACAAGGAGAAGCGGCAUGCUACAUAAACCUACGAGGUGUGUUUCGAUCUGUCGGAGAAUAUGCCAAGGCUGAAGAAUAUGUUCAUAAAACACUUACCAUGGAUAUCGAAAUUGGCAACAAAGACCGAGAAGCGUCAUGCUACCUAACACUAGGAGAACUGAGUUUUUUCGCUGGUGAAUGUGCGAAGGCUCAAAAAUAUUUUGAGAAUGCUCUUCAACUUAGCUGUGCAACUGGAAACAUGGAAUUGCAAUUUGUAUCUUCUCUUUUUCUAAAUAUCUGUUCUUUUUUAAAAUAACAGGAAACAUAUCUGAAGCCUUAUCCAGUCUCUCGACAAGCAUUCAACUUUGCGAAAAAAUGCUUAUUUCUCUAGGAAGCAAAGAUAGCCACAAUAUAUCAUUUUUUGACAAAAAUGUGUCUCCCUAUCGUCUGUUUUGUUCAUUGAGUUGUUCUUGUGGGAAACCCUAUGAAGCUUUACACGUUGCUGAACUCGGACGGGCCAGAGCCCUGGCAAAACUUAUGUCAAAUCGGUACUCCAUUGAAAAAGAAAUAUCCAUCCACCCACAAUCCUUUGCUGGCAUCGAGGAAGUAAUGAAGAAAAAUGGCAACAGCACCUGCCUAUACAUCUCCUAUGACUACCGUGACAAUAUAUUUUUGUGGGUUUUGAAACAAAGCAAACCGGCAGCUUUCCGAAGAACGAAUCUUUGUGAGAGCUAUGAUAGCAAGCACUGCAAAACCUCUGUGUAUGACCUGUUUGGAAACGAAAGCUUCUCAAGAAAAUUUCACGUUUUACCUGAAGAGCAAUGCGAAGACCGAUCACUCUUCUCUUCAUUCGCCAACCAACUUACAAACGAAUCAAAUCUGGAAGAUAGUCUUUCAUCCUUGCGUCCCCUUUUAGAUGAGGAUGAAGUAAACACAGACCCUGAACCGCCAACACUUUUUCAGAUUUACAACAUGUUGAUUGCUCCCGUAAGUGACUUGCUAGAAGGAUCUGAAAUCAUUGUUGUUCCUGAUAACUGCUUCUUCCAAGUUCCGUUUGCAGCAUUACAUGAUGAAAGUAACCGCUAUUUGUCAGAUUCUUUCAGGAUACGCAUUGUCCCUUCUUUGACGACUCUCAAGCUCAUUCUGGACAGUCCAGCGGACUCUCACAGCGAAACUGGUGCAUUGGUUGUGGGUGAGCCAAGUGUGACGGAUGUGUAUUUCAAGGGAAAGUCAAGGUAUCUCUGUGCAUUGCCUGGCGCGAAAGCGGAAGCAGAGAUGAUUGCAAGACUACUGCCUGAAUCUCACCUUUUAACAGGAGAACAAGCAACAAGGCAGGCAGUUCUUCAGAGAAUAUCCUCAGUGAGUAUCGUACAUUUCGCUGCUCAUGGUGAUGCCGAAAGAGGAGAAAUCGCUCUUACCCCCCCUGACUCGACAAUUGGGACUCCACAUGAAGCAGACUACUUACUGUCAAUGACCGACAUUUCACAAGUUAGACUGUCAGCCAAACUGGUGGUCCUUAGUUGUUGCCAUACCGCACGUGGACAGAUCAAAACAGAAGGCGUUGUUGGAAUCGCUCGAGCCUUCUUAGGAUCGGGUGCACGCUCAGUGUUGGUGGCAUUGUGGGCCUUACAAGACAGAGCAACAGAGGAGUUCAUGGGAAGAUUCUACGAAAACCUUGUCCAAGGGAAAAGUGCAAGUGAAUGUCUUCACCGGGCCAUGAAGUGGAUGCGAAAUAACCGUUUCUCAGAAGUGAGGCAGUGGGCACCUUUCAUGCUGAUUGGGGAUGACGUGUCAUUUCACUUUGGUGAAAAAAAGCGAAGGUAA